Messenger RNA from Cimex lectularius (bed bug), 1141 nucleotides. Its product is annotated as enoyl-CoA delta isomerase 1, mitochondrial. The transcript has 6 exons. Gene Ontology annotation, cellular component: mitochondrion. Gene Ontology annotation, molecular function: enoyl-CoA hydratase activity. NCBI's taxonomy places the organism in Eukaryota, Metazoa, Arthropoda, Insecta, Hemiptera, Cimicidae. Gene Ontology annotation, biological process: fatty acid beta-oxidation. The coding region runs from base 70 to 960 and encodes 296 amino acids. The record is from RefSeq and is a predicted model, not a curated record.
UGAGAUUAAGGAGAAAUCUAUUGAGUUUGAGAGGGGAAGGGCAAGUGAUAAGGGAAAGGGAACGACCGAAUGAGACCUGUCAUUAUUUCGUCUAACGUAGUCGGUAAAAUAGUCGCAGGUAUGAACAUGAGCAUAUUUAAAAACAUAUCCAGGAUCGGUGCCAGGCUCCAGGCAAGGUCCUUCGCCACCGGGGAAGGCCUGGUAGAUGUCAAAGUCAACGAAAAAACAGGGGUUGCCACUGUUUCGAUGAACAGGCCGCCGGUCAAUUCUCUAAAUUAUGAUUUGUUGGAGACACUGUACAAGACUUUUUCCCAAUUGGAGACUGACAAAUGCCGUGGUAUGAUUCUGACCUCGACCUCGUCGAAAGUGUUCAGUGCCGGCCUUGACAUCCUUGAAAUGUACAAGCCGAAUAUGGACAAGGCCAGGGCAUUCUGGGGCAUGCUCCAGAACGUAUGGAUCAAGCUUUACUCAUCACCGUACCCAACGUCCGCCGCCAUCAAUGGUCACAGUCCAGCAGGUGGUUGUCUGCUGGCCUUAAGCUGUGAACACAGGGUAAUUGUGCCCAAUGUGACUAUUGGACUCAACGAGACUCAACUUGGCAUUGUUGCCCCACAAUGGUUUCAAGACUGCAUGAGGAACACGAUUGGUGAAAGGCAAGCCGAAAAAGCAUUGGUCUCUGGAAAGAUGUUCACAUCGGACGAGGCGCUUGUCGUCGGCCUGGUCGACGAGCUGGCGAAUGACAAGGACGAAGCAGUCAAAAAAUGCGAGACUUUCCUUGAAUCACAAUCCAAACUGCCUUCCUUGGCAAGAAGGACAGUCAAGCUAGGCUUCAGAAACGACACAUUGUCGAGAUUGCUCAACGGAAGGGAAGCCGAUACUAAAUUAUUCCUCGAUUACAUUUUCCAACCUAAAGUACAACAAGGGCUUGAAGUUUACCUCCAAAGCCUUAAAAAGAAAUAAUAUAUUUGUAUUUGCAUUUUUUAUAGUAGUAAAUGUCUAUUUUUGUAUUAAACAAUUUGUUCGAUUUCCUUGAAGAUUUCAAGAUUUAGACUGAAAAAAUCUGUUAUAAUUUAGUUAAACACUUUUAUAUUAUACUUGUAUACUGUUGCAUAAACAUAAAUAAAAUGAUUUCAUACCCUAA